Molecule: messenger RNA, 3564 nt
Organism: Fimicolochytrium jonesii
Lineage: Eukaryota; Fungi; Chytridiomycota; Chytridiomycetes; Spizellomycetales; Powellomycetaceae
Exons: 22
Coding region: 1-3564 (1187 amino acids)
Source: RefSeq, a predicted model, not a curated record
AUGAACGUCCGUCGCGCAAAACCUGCCGAUGUCGCAGGCAUCAAUCAGCUCCUGCAACGCUCAUCGCAGGCUGGUACCGACGAGCCCGCAGCCGCACUGAAACGUCGAUUCGGAAAGCAUUACAACGUUGCUGCGAUUGUGUAUGUAGAUGCAUCUCCGUUCAGCUUGGUCACCGCAAACGAGGACGGAAGUGAGAUUCAGGGAUUUUACUCUGUCACCAGUGGACCGCCAUCAUACAUAGACGAUGAGGGUAGCUCUGGGGAAUUUGUUGGAUCUGGGGCUACGGCGCGUGGGGACUGGACAGCCUGGAUUAAGCGUUCUUAUGAUUGCCCAGACGAUAUGCAGAUCCACAAUACGACGUUCGUCAACUUCUUCCAUGCUGAAAGCAGCCAAUCCUCAUCAUUUCUAGAUUCCUCUCUUUUAUCAACCGUUCAACAUCUGCCGCACAUCCGAUACAUUUGCUAUUUCCUUCCUGAGGGCAACGCACUCUUCGCUCCGUUUUCCAUGCCCCGCAUCAAAUCAUCCGAUGGGCUGACAUCCCGCGGAGCACAGAGUGCCAAAGACGCCAAUGGCCGAAAAGCGGACGCAAAGUACUUCGCGGAAGUCGCGGCAACCAACAGCAGUUCCGCCUUCAAGUUGUUCGUGUGUGCUGCGGCGGACUUGCUGCCGAAGUUGAGGGUUAGGAAUGCAAAAGUGGAGGAUGCGGAUGAUUUACUCCCGAUGUUCAAGAAGCAGAGGUUGAUCAACGACGAUGAGGCGGACUACUACCUUUCAAGUCUGCUGGAAUCGCAGACUGCAAAUGUGAAGACUCUAGUAGCGGAGGCCGAUGGCGAUGUUGUCGGCUUCAUAACCAUCAAUCGAGACGUGCAGGAAGUUGCGCUCACCCAUAACUUUCAGCUGGAGCCGUUUGAUCUCUUGCUCAAAGGUGAUACUUCCCGGCCUCAGUCAAGUACCACAUUCGGUCCUACAACGCAGCCUGAUGGAUCACGAUCGCAUUCCGUACAACAGAACGUCUUCAAUGGUUCACGUCCACUCACCGCGGCAUCAGAUAGCACCAUGGAGUCUGACCAGCAGCCUCAUCAGGAGGAACCGCAAGGCUCCAUCCCCAAUGCGUUUUGCAUUGAAUUGUUCUCAAUGGCAGAUUCGUACGCUUCUCAAGCGAUGGAGCUUGUACGUGCGGCGUACAAACAGUUCCCAGACUUAGAUUACUGCGUGGUCACAGUCCCGACAACCAUGCCAGAAGUUCCGCUAUUUAGACAGUUUGCGAGGGUGUAUGUCAAGACUGGAAUGUCGGAUCAAAACGCUUUGUACCUAUCGAAUCGUUUCGGGGUGACAGAUGUGGUGAAGGUUGAAAAAGCGGCUGCAGAAGAAGCGGGCAGCAUCGAUUUCUUGUUGGAUGGCGUUGCAGGCCGGGAUAGCAUCUUUUCCGACUACCAGACAGCAACGCAAUCUCAGGGCUCGAAAGCCAACCUGAACGCUUUCUCAAUCACGUGCGCCCGUCAGAUCAUAGGUCUUGCGAUCCUCGAGACGUGCGCGGACGCCAAACAAUGGACAGACCAGUUUGCGAUUCAUGACUUCGUCAAUCCAAAGCUGCACAAGCUUGAAGGAAAGGCUUGCAUGCUGAGACAUUUUGUCAUCAACCCGUUGUUUGAGCACGAGUCUCGAUGGGUGUUCGAGGAACUACUUCGCUUAAACGGAACCACAUGCAUCAUGUAUCCGCUUCAAGAGGCGACAAAUGAGGAUCCAUCGACACGGAGGAUCUGCGCACGGGAGAUGGUCCCCGUCAAGCCCAGACGCGAGAUCCAGUUCCCGAACAAUAUCCGGGAUGGAACUCGCGUUCCCGCACCUCUGCUUUGCGCAUUACAGCUGAUUUCCACCAAUCUCCUCUAUGAACCAAAGAUCACUGUCAACUCUCGAAUAGUGAUCGUAGGAGGGUCGGAUUGCGGCACUGCGGUGAUAGAGAAGUUGAUUUAUAACCCACGCUUCUGGUACCCCAACCUCACCCUGAUAAGUGAGCAAGGCGCCCCAAAGCAGCCAGAAGGAAGGCCGUUUGUAAGCUCCAGGUGCUACAGCAAUGUGCAGCUCAGACAACUCGGUAUCCCCGACUACGUGAAGAUCGUCCGCGGAACCGUCUCCGAGAUUGAUCGAAUGAUCAAACGUGUUCGAAUGGUCAAUGAUUCAUUUGCAAACUACGACUAUUUGGUGCUCACUCCGGGUCUCCAAUUCCGCGCGGAAUCAAUCAGUCAGGAGUUCGGUGCUCUUGAAGGAGUGUUUUCGGUGAGCAGUUUCAAUGAAAAGCAGAUCGUCGACGGAGUCGAGUACGCUCUGGGAAACCGUGGAAUCUUCGUGGUAUACGGACGACAUCUACAAGCAUACGCGGGCAUCCAGUUGCUAUUGGAGAAUAAGGUGCCUGGCAAUCGCAUCGCUCUCGUUGUUCCCCCUCGGCGAGACCCUAGAACUGCUCUCGACAAUACAGUUUUGGAUCAGAAGGUUGAUAGCAUCGUCCAAGCAUUGGGCGUCAAAAUAUACAAAAACUGUUUCGUGAGCACCUGGGAGAACGACGAAGGGCUUCUCACCGGAGUCAAUUUCAGAAAAAUCGAAGCAGAUGGGAGUACGAGUCUGAUGACACUGUCAGAGGUUUCCCUGUUUCUCUAUGCGGAUGCCCAAUCCGUAUCACCGGAGACGUUCAGUAGCAUGAACGAUAGUUCCUUGGUCAUCGACGGCAAGCUUGUCAUUGAUAAGUAUUUCCGUACCCAGGACCCCUUCAUCUACGCUGCCGGAAAAGUGACAAAGUAUUCCAGCGUCUACCGCACGCAUUGGUCACAAUCGCUUUACGAUGCGAAGGAAGUUGGGCAUAGGCUGGCCAACGAACUGGUACCAAACUUCAAUCCCGAGACAAAAGUUGAACGGAUAGAUGACGAGCGCAUACUACGCUUUGAGGACGCAAAGAAAACGUUGGCCAUCCUCCCAGGGAAUCUGCUGUAUUUUCAUUUUGAUGAACCACAUCUUAUUAGCCAUACCCAUGAGCAUCGGAAGAAACUGGCCAACUACGGUCAAGACUUGGUGAUAGACAAGCUUACCAAGCCGGGCCAAAAAGGGUCUUACUUCCGAAUACAUGUCGACACUGACGGUAUCAUCCGAUCCAUGACAUAUCUUGGCGAACAAAGGAUACCAAUCGACAACUACCUCCGGCUGUAUGGAUUACAUGAAAAGUAUCUCAACAGGCUGGUAUCCAGAUUCAAUGAAGGAAUCAUACCAGAUUUCGUAAGCUUCUUGUCUGGUACUUGGGCGCUGCCUCUCUUCUACGACCGCUUCCCGGGGUUUGUGAAUGAUUUGGGCCAAGAAGAACUGGCCGAACAGAUUGAUACCGGGUUGAAGGUGCGAGGCAUCAUUGAUGAUGAGCAUCAUUUCAGCCUGUUUAUACUGACAACGAUGGCUCAGCUGACUGCUGAGGAUCAGAGGGGUCUGUACAAAGCAUUCGACAAUGCGCCCGCACGGCGCACUUUAGACAGCAAGGUCUUCAACUAUUUGGCGGAGACUGAAAUUUACAGAUCGUACCCAUGA